UAUAUACUAUAGGCAUCUACGCGUUAAGCUACGCGGUAAACCUAAACUGCACGUACCUGCCCUGAUUUCAUAUUUAAGUUAUCUCUUUUCUUUCCUCCUUUUUCUUCUUACUUAAUCUCUCCUUCAAAUUUCCUUCCCCUCUUCCUUACUCCUCUUCUGCUUCAUUUCUCCUUCUACUCACUCCUCUCUUCCAUUUUCUUAACAAGUUAAUAACAAUGGAGGAGCAAAAAGAAGAAAAACCCAAAAUGGAGGAUGAGACCAAGCAGUCUCUUCCACCAGACUACCUUGAAAGAGUAUACGCUGGCGUUCUUGGCAAGCUGAUCGGUGUAUACAUGGGUCGACCGUUCGAAGGAUGGACACAUGAGCGUAUCCUCGCUGAGCUGGGACAUGUCCGAUAUUAUGUCAACGAGAAACUCAAGGUACCCCUUGUUGUCACAGACGAUGACAUAUCUGGCACUUUUACAUUCGUACGGGCGCUAGAGGAACAUUACCCUCCUAAGCACAACUGUACUCCAGAACAGGAGAACCACGGCGAAAGCGAAGACAAGAUGGAUAUAACAGAAUCCCCAGAAAUUCCAAGAACCUCUGAAACUGCAGAUACUGCAAGUAUUCGAGGUACUCCAGGUACUCCAGGUACUCCAGGCACUCCGGGAACCUCUGGCACUCCGGAGCUCGCGCAGGAAGACCUUAUUACCGCUGAACAGAUCGGCAAUACAUGGCUUAACAAUAUCAUCAAAAACCGGACAGUCUUCUGGUGGGGUGGCAACGGUGUGUCGACCGAGCACACGGCCUUUCUGAAUCUACGAAAGGGAAUCAAAGCACCGCACAGCGGAUCGAUACAGACGAAUGGCCGUACCAUUGCUGAGCAGAUUGGCGCUCAGAUAUUCAUCGAUGGCUUUGCCAUGACAGCGCCGGGAAAUCCAGCCUUAGCUGCUAAACUCGCAAGAGCGGCGGCCUCAGUAAGCCAUGACGGAGAGGCUGUGUACGCAGCGCAGCUAUGGGCUGCUAUGGAAGCGGAAGCAUUCGUAUCUAAGAACGUGGAUCAUCUACUAGACACCGGACUUAGCUUUAUACCUUCGGACUCGCUCAUAGCCGCACUAAUUCGAGACGUACGUGAGUGGUGCCAGGAUGAUGAGGAUUGGGUGUACACCCGGCAAAGGAUCGAGAAAAAAUACGGAUACGACAAAUUCCCGGGGUCAUGCCAUGUGGUGCCCAAUCAUGGCAUUAUGAUCAUGUCGUUGGUAUAUGGAGGAAGCAACUUUGCCGAAGCCAUGCAUAUCGUGAACACGUCUGGCUGGGAUACGGAUUGCAACUCUGGCAACAUCGGAUGCUUGGUCGCUAUUAUGCAUGGCCUAGCGGCCAUAGAAUACAAACCUGGCGAAGAAAAUAGUUACGAUUGGAGAGGUCCAAUAUUUGACCGCGCUUUGAUCUCAAGCGCUGAUGGUGGCUACUCCAUCAACAAUGCCGCAAAUAUCGCAUACGACAUUGUGAACAUGGGCCGUAAGCUCGUAGGACAAGAUGCUCUCACGUCCCCGAAACAGGGUGCACAGUUCCACUUCAGCUUACCAGGGAGCGUCCAAGGUUUCGCGAGUUUCGCCAGGGAUGGCUUUAGCUGGUCGGAAUCAACUGUUGAUCAAGGAGUUUUCGAGGGUGAGUCGGGUUUAAAAAUCAGCAGGAAUAUUUACGGGACAUCCGGGACAUAUGUCAUGACAGCUACUUUCAUAUCACCAACUAUUGACCAAGUGGAUGGAUACGAGCUGGCGGCCUCGCCUUUAUUAUACCCGGGGCAAGUCAUUAGCGCAUCCGUGCAGCGUGCUACUACACUCACAAAUAAGAAUAUGUUAACGGCGAAAUUAGUGCUGAAAGCAUAUACGCAUAAGGAUGAGCUUGAAACUUUGGAGGGCGAGGAAUGUAGUUACUUGAAUGGGCCUAUGGUCCUGCGGUGGAGAGUUCCGAUAAGCUUGGGCUGCCGACCAGUUCAAGCUGUGGGCCUUUGGGUCAAAUGUUACCAGGACGUAUUGGUAGACUAUCUUCGGUGGGAUGGUGCUCCGGCUCUGGUCCUUGAACCAGGAAAUUCCCGAGACGGCCCGCGAACCUUCUACAAGAGAUCCUUCGUCAAUGGCGCUGAUACAUUCGACAUUUCUAGCGGUACAUUCUUGGUAGCUCAGGAUGAAGGCGAAGGUAUUGUAACCUACGGCACGCGUGAGUGGACAGAUUAUAGGGCUACAUUCAGAGACUUCACUGUGAACCUUGGAGAGCCAGCCGGUGUUGCUGUGCGAGUACGAGGGCUGAACAGAUACUACGCGCUGUUCUUUUAUAAAGGCAACGCCGACACUGGGAAUGUUAGGAAUCGGAUUGCCCUGGUGAAAGCUCGAGACGGAGAGCACAUUGAACUAACCAGUACGGAAUUCGAUUGGAAGCGCGAUGUAUCCUACAGCGUAACUAUGAAGGCGUCAGGCGACCAGCUGUAUGCCCGGAUCGGCAAAACCGAACUAUCAGCACGCGACGACGAGUACUCUGGCGGCGGGAUAGGUAUGGUGGUAACUGACGGCUCGAUAUCAAUAAGAAGUGUCAAGAUCGGCCCAUUAGUAUAGCCUAUCAGGCAGAGAGGAUAAUAAGGCGUACGUUUGACGAAGGGUUUGGUGGUACGGAUAACACCAGUUUAAGAAAAAAAAAAAAUCUACGGCUACUAAGGCAUAGGGUAGGAGGGAACAUCAGAUUGUAUUUUGAUUUCUAGGAUACCACGGAGUGAGCAAAGAAAGAGAUGAUUUAGAGGUAGUCAAUAAGAGA
Molecule: messenger RNA, 2790 nt
Organism: Daldinia caldariorum
Lineage: Eukaryota; Fungi; Ascomycota; Sordariomycetes; Xylariales; Hypoxylaceae
Product: ADP-ribosylglycohydrolase
Exons: 1
Coding region: 216-2594 (792 amino acids)
Source: RefSeq, a predicted model, not a curated record